CUUGCGUCGUGUUUUUCAUGUUGUGAUCGUAUAUAUAGUUUAUAAUUUUCGUUUGAUCAACUUCACGACGGUUUUUUUGACGAAAUGGGGAUGUAUGUGGUUGUUUUCAGCGUCCUGUGUGUUCUGACUAUUAGUUGCCAGCAAGUGCCCGAUUCCGAGGAUCACGUAGUACAUUAUAUCAGUGUUUUCAGUCCUAUCGGAUACCAUUUUCACUACAAGACAAGGAAUGGAGUGGAAAGAAAAGAAACUGGCGUUGUAGACUCAAACGAUGACUUAAAGGUGGAUGGAAAUUAUGCUUUUUAUUCCUCAGAUGGUCUUAAAUUUUCCAACGUCUACCAAGCGGGAACACAAGGCUUUGUGCCCAAAUGGACUUAUCUUCCUCCCGAGGAAUCAGACAAAAAGUUUGAUAACAAAUUAAAUUCACAGUUACAACCCAACAUAACGUUAGAAACCAAUUCAUCUCUAACGAACUCUGAUUCUCCUUUAAAUGUCAAUGUCAUUACUACCACUAUAAAUCCAUUGGCGCCACCAAUAACUACCAGAUUUCCUGAAGCUGAAAAGAAACAAUCCUUGCCAAUAAUGUCGGCAAUAAACGGAACAACUUUACUACCUUUACCUCCGUUACCUCCCCGACCAACAACGGUUCCACCUCCACCGGAAGAAAUUAACUCGGCCGCUAUUGCCUCACUAGCCGGUGGCGGUUUAGGAAAAUGACUUUUACUAACAAUCAACCGUUUUCCACUUGCAUAAACUUACAAAAUCAAAUU
Molecule: messenger RNA, 767 nt
Organism: Aethina tumida (small hive beetle)
Lineage: Eukaryota; Metazoa; Arthropoda; Insecta; Coleoptera; Nitidulidae
Exons: 4
Coding region: 85-714 (209 amino acids)
Source: RefSeq, a predicted model, not a curated record